Messenger RNA from Crotalus tigris (Tiger rattlesnake), 3815 nucleotides. RefSeq names its product junctophilin 4 (gene JPH4). Gene Ontology annotation, biological process: regulation of synaptic plasticity. Gene Ontology annotation, cellular component: junctional membrane complex; plasma membrane; endoplasmic reticulum membrane. NCBI's taxonomy places the organism in Eukaryota, Metazoa, Chordata, Lepidosauria, Squamata, Viperidae. Bases 1714 to 3684 code for a protein of 656 amino acids. The transcript is spliced from 6 exons. The record is from RefSeq and is a predicted model, not a curated record.
CUCCAGCCACCUCUCUCUUUCCCAGCCCCCUCCCUUUUUUUUUCCCAGCCAUGUCCCGUGCUUUUUUCUCCUCCCAAUCCCUCCAUCAUCAUCUCUUCGUCUGCCUCUUUCCCUGAUCCGUUUCAAAGCCGGCUUCCUUUUCUCCUUUUCCAGGUUUUUUUUUGGGGGGGGGAGGUCUCACAAGCUCUUUCCCCCCACCCAUCUAACACCUUCCCACACACACACAUACCCUCCUGCUUUCUCCAUGGGGCUGUCUUUUUCCCCGGCCCCCACCCGUGGUAUUCCCAGCGGAGAUACCCCUCCAUCGGUCUAUCGGCUCUCGCCUUGGGUGUGUCUCUGAAGAGCAUCUGUGCGUUUCCAGCUCUGGCGAGUGGCUUUUUAAAAAAUAAAAAAUUAUUAUUAUUUGAAAAAAUUCGCCUUCCAGCCUGUUUCGUGGGAAUUCAACACUGGGGUGUUCUCUACUUUUUGUACCACCGGGUGUUGCUCCUCACCAACUCUACUGCCUCCCCACCGCUCAGAAGAGGUUGACCAAUUGUGGGCACAGUCUAGAUUGCUUCUGAUGGGCCCUUAGGGAAGAAAACCCCAGGACCCCUUUUUCUGUCUGAGGCAGAGUUUUUGUGGCCCCUGAGUUCCACAACCUCCGUUCACGGAUGUCCUCUUAAGACCAAGAAGAGCUCAUGGAAGCUUAGUUGAGGACUUGGAAGGUCCCUCAGCCACCAUGAAUGGAGUAUCACCAUGACUUCAUGGCCAGCUGCAAUUGGGGAUCCACCUUCUGGUUCUCUGCUGUCCAUAAGUUACCACUGAUCAGCCCAGACUUUUCAACCAAAGAGUUUAGGUCUACACCUUUUUGGCAGUCCUGCAUCUGUCCUGAACUGGUGAAAUGGAAGGUAGUCACCAAUUGGUUGUCUCUUGCUGCUGAAGAACGAGAAGACGCACCAAAAUGAAGUUCUUCUAGGAACUCGCAUGUAUGGUCCUCACCAAAAAAAAAAAACCUCCCACCCUGGGCUCUACAAAGCACUUAGAUUGUCUGUGGCUCCACCAGAUUCCUCCACAGACCUCAGAAAGCCCAUGUCUCCUGAUAUUCCAGGUGUCCAAUUCUUCUCCAAUUCCGUGCACCUCCAGUUAGAGUCUUGAGGACCAUCAACAGAUAACGCCUGGACUCUUGCUUUGUUUGUACUUGGAAGACUUUUUGCGUGUGUGUGUGUGUGUGUGUGUGUCUUAUAAACUACAAAGAGCAGCAAUCUGUGCUGAGAGCAACACUGAUUUUUUUUUUCCAAACAAAUUUUUGCACUUUCACGCCUGUUUUUCUAAACUUUCAUAUAAUCCCAACCCUGCCGCAUGUUCGUGACCACUAAAUGUCGGACUCGCCCUGCCGCUAGUUUCUUCCGGCUUCAGUCCACGGAGGACCUUGGAGGCUGCCAAGAAGACUUUUGGGUUCCUUCUCGGUGCUCCGUAGUUGGCGUCCAAGGAAAAUAAAACAAGCCGGCAUUAGCAAAUUGGAAUUGCAGUUCACCCAAGCCGGCGCCUUCUGGCCACAGAGACGGAGAACGGCUGCCAGAUCGAUGUCUGGCUAUCCAGAAAGAGCCAUGGAGGGCUGAAGCCGGUCUAGGCGGAGCCCAGCCAUGUAGAAACGACUUUGACGGGCAGCAGAGAUGCGCACGGGGACUCGGAGGUAACUGCGGCCCGAUUGACCGGGGAGAAAACAUUACAUGAAUGUCCAAGGGAGGCAGAUUUGAGUUUGAUGAUGGAGGCUGCUAUGUCGGCGACUGGGAAGAAGGCCGGGCACAUGGCUACGGGGUGUGCACAGGCCCUGGCGCCCAGGGGGAGUACAGCGGGCGUUGGAGUCGCGGUUUCGAAUCUCUGGGCGUCUACACUUGGCCCAGCGGAAACACCUACCAGGGGUUCUGGAGUCAAGGCAAGCGCAGCGGCCUGGGCACCGAGCGGAAGAGUAAGUGGAGUUAUAAAGGGGAGUGGUGCCACGGGCUGAAGGGCCACCUGGGCAUCUGGGAAAGCCACUCGGGCGUCGUCUAUGAAGGCAUGUGGCGUGAAGGUCUUCAGGAUGGCUACGGGAUGGAGACCUACGCGGAUGGAGGUACUUACCAAGGCCAGUGGCAGUCCGGCAAGCGUCAUGGAUAUGGAGUGCGCCAGAGUGUCCCGUACCGACAAGCCACCCUGGUGCGCUCCCCACAUCGGACCUCUCUGGAGUCUCUCCACAGUGAGGCCGAUCCUAACGUCCCUGUGGUUCCUCUCCCUCCUCCUCCGCUGCCUCCUCCACCACUCCCUGGGGACAGCCCUGCCUCAGGAUCCAGGGGUGGCUUUGUCUUAGCGUUCCCUGGAGAUCCAGACUUCCCCAAGGGCACCAAGAAGAAAAGUGGAGGGUUCUUCCGGCGUUCCUUGCUCCUGAGCGGGCUACGAGUGCGGAGGGCCGAGUCAAAAGCCUCUCUGGGCAGCAAGCGGGGGUCCCUCAAGAGCGAGGCAGGGGUCAGUUCGGCAGGAAGCGAGGCCACCACCCUCAGCUACGCCGAGACUGAACCUCCUGAGCUGCCUUCAACUCUGACCAUCGAAGGUUCUUCCACCGAGGUCUAUGCGGGAGAAUGGCGGGCCGACCGGCGCAGCGGCUACGGGGUGAGUCGCCGCUCCAACGGUCUGCGGUACGAGGGCGAGUGGUUAGGGAACCGGAGACACGGGUACGGGCGCACCACCUACCCCGACGGUUCCAAAGAAGAAGGGAAGUACAAGCUCAACCGGUUGGUGAGCGGGAAGGUGAAGAACCUCAUCCCGCUUCGACGGAGCAAAGUCAAAGAGAAAGUGGACCGAGCCGUCGAGGUGGCCCGCAGAGCAGUCAGCAUGGCUCGUCAGAAGCAAGAGUUAGCCAUUGCCAGGGCUGCAGAUGCUCGUCUGAAGGCGGCCGCUGCCCUGGGGGCAGCCGAAAAGGCGUUGGAAGCAUCUCGGUUGGCCAAGAUUUUGGCUCAAGAAUUACAGCCCAUUCUAGCGGAUUCAGAGCCGCGGGGCCGGCUAGAUUCGGAAGGCACCGACACCGAUUUCCACGAAUACGACAGUCCUCAUGUCUACGAGAACGGCAUCACCCCUUCAGACGUUACCCCGGAUCCGAGCUUACCGCCGAGUUACCCUCCCACUCCGCUGCAACCCUGGCGGGGGGAUCCUCGGCGGACUUGGCCUCCUUUGGAGAACGGGGGUCCUCGCCAGCACUUCCCCGAGACCUUGGAUGUGGAGGAGGAGUGGGGUUCGCGGGGUAGUUUCCCGUCUCGGACACCAGGUCUCGUUCCCGAAGGGUUGUGGGAAGGCGAGGAGGAACAGGGGCAGCUGAGCAGCUACGAAGCUGAGGAAGAAGAUUACGAGAGGGUCCCUCAGCACCCUCAGCUGGGCAGCCCAGCUAGCGGCAGCUCGGGCAGCCUCCGAGAAGAGGAGGAGGAAGAAGAGGAAGAAGGGAACACUCCUAAGACUUAUCCCGGGGAGAACCAGGACGAUACGGCACCCUUGGGAAUUCCGGUUGAUGCAGAACUGAAGAACAAGGAGCUGUGCAGAUCUUCUCUUCUGCUGAAGGGACCAGAGAGUCUACAAGCAGUCCAAAGGGGGAGACAGGGGUCUCAUUUGCUGGUGGUGGCGGCUGUCCUGUUAGUGGACGUGAGUUUGGCUUAUCUGUUCUCCCUCCUCCUGGCUUGAGAUGGGAUGAUGGAGGCUGGAGGAACCCCAAUGACCCCCAUUUUCUCCUCCUCCUCUUCCCUCCCCCCAAAGAAGUUUGAUAACAAACUCUGAUCUCUGGCUCUCUUCUCCCACCCCCCCCCAACCGCUUC